CAGCACUAGCGCUAGCAACACUAGCGGUAGCAGCAGUAGCAGCAGCAACACUCACUGUAGCAGCACUAGCAAUAGCGGCACUUACAGUAGCACUAGCAGCAGCAGCACUUGCAGUAGCAGCACUAACGCUAGCAGCACUAGCACUAGCCCCCAUGGCCUCGGCAGCUCUGGAGCUGAUGGGCUUCUUCCUGGGCCUCCUGGGUAUGGUGGGCACACUGGUGGCCACCGUCCUGCCGUACUGGAGGACCUCGGCCUUCAUCGGCUCCAACAUCGUGACGGCGGUGACCAACAUGAAGGGCCUGUGGAUGGAGUGUGUGUACCAGAGCACCGGGACCUUCCAGUGCGAGACCUACAGCUCCAUGCUGGCGCUGUCGGCGGACCUGCAGGCGUCCCGUGCCAUGAUGGUGGUGUCGGGCGUGCUGUCGGUGCUGGGCUGCGCCGCCGCCACCCUGGGCAUGCAGUGCACCCUGUGCCUGGACGGCACCGCGGCCAAGGCCAAGGUGGCGGGCGCCGGGGGCUGCCUCUUCCUGGCGGCCGGCCUCUUCUGCCUGAUCCCCGUCUCCUGGACCACCCACGAGGUGGUGCAGACCUUCUACCAGCCCAACCUGCCCGCCAGCUACAAGCACGAGCUGGGGGAGUGCCUGUUCGUGGGCCUGGCCUCCGCCCUCAUGUCCAUGCUGGGCGGGGGGGUGCUGUGCGCCUCCUGCUGCGAGGCCCAGGACGGGCGGAGGGGGGGCGUCAGGAGGCACGGCGGGGGGUACCCGUACCCUGAGCGCGCCGCCUCGUUCCCCAGGCCGCCCCCCCACCCCAUGACCUACCGCAACCCCACCCUGCAGACGGGGGUCAGCGGCACCACCAAGAGCCAGACGCAGAACCUGAGCCACGUCAGCACCAGCAGCCAAUCCAGCGCCCGCAUCCAGCCGUCCAAGAAAUCGCCUCGCCACACCGCCGCAGCCGGCUAUGAUGUCACAGGCUACGUCUGAUGAUGUCACCCUCACUCAACUCGCACUCUGUUUUGAUCUUUGGUACCCUGUUGUUGUUGGAGUUUUUUUCAGUACCAGGAAGAGUCCCUAUUUUUUAAGCCGUGGUCCCACCACAACAUCAUAAGUAAGCUUGAGCAAAAUGAGCUUUGCCAAGAGACUACAGACUCGUGUGAGAUGAGACCUGUGUUGGCUGUGGAUGGCUUCAGACAGAGUGACCACACAAAACCCAUAUACAAUAUUUCACCGACUUCAGUGAGCUGUACAUUAUAUAAGUGACAGUGUAUAAGUCCACAGAACAAACUAAAUCACAGAUUCAUUAACUCACUCAGGCUGUGUGUUUCCGUACAACGAUAAGGCUUAUAGUUCACUGGCUUUACUGUGACAGGAUGACCGUGAAUCUGUUCAUGCAGACGGACAGGUCAGUGUUAAAGAACAUAAACAUGAACACGCAGUGAAAGUUUAUUUAGGGCACCGGUUGGACUCCAGUCCGUGUGAGUAUAAUGGCUUAUAUGUGCUUCCUGUAGUGAAACAACAACGAGUGUACUCCCUGAAAUGUAAGCCAUUAUUCUGUAAGUUCUUGUUUUACCUGUUUUUUAUGAAUGAUUACUUACGCGCACCUGUAAUUCCUGUAUGGGUCAUUAUAUCUGACAUUAAUUCAAAUCGGUUUGUUUUUUUAUGAGAAAAACGAAUGACUGGAAUUCUAAGACGAAGGAAUGUUAAACUGUUUUCUUUUCUACUGUAAUUCAGAAACAGAUACAAUGGUGCUGAAACUACCCUGAUUAAAGAUUCAUGUCUGGCUUGAGAAGCA
This is a messenger RNA of Anguilla anguilla (European eel), 1791 nucleotides long. It is a transcript of the gene cldn2, whose product is annotated as claudin 2. Lineage: Eukaryota; Metazoa; Chordata; Actinopteri; Anguilliformes; Anguillidae. The record is from RefSeq and is a predicted model, not a curated record. Gene Ontology annotation, biological process: cell adhesion; bicellular tight junction assembly. The coding region runs from base 153 to 983 and encodes 276 amino acids. Gene Ontology annotation, cellular component: bicellular tight junction; plasma membrane. The transcript has a single exon. Gene Ontology annotation, molecular function: structural molecule activity.